This is a messenger RNA of Halteromyces radiatus, 2943 nucleotides long. RefSeq names its product Saccharopine dehydrogenase-domain-containing protein. Gene Ontology annotation, cellular component: cytoplasm. The transcript has 16 exons. The record is from RefSeq and is a predicted model, not a curated record. Gene Ontology annotation, molecular function: saccharopine dehydrogenase activity. Lineage: Eukaryota; Fungi; Mucoromycota; Mucoromycetes; Mucorales; Cunninghamellaceae. Bases 13 to 2829 code for a protein of 938 amino acids.
GUUUUAUAGAUAAUGUUUUCUUCACGUUUGACUUCCAUUCGUCAACGAUAUUAUACUUCAUCAACAAGACAUCAACAUUAUGUAUAUCGACGAUCCAAUAGUAGUCAAGCAACAGGAUAUCGAUCUCUUGGAUUACGUAGAGAAGAUAAAAGUCGUUGGGAACGUCGAACUGCUUUGACUCCUGCUGCUGUUCAACAACUUAUUCAUGAAACUGGUACCAAUGUUUAUGUUCAACCUAGUACUAAACGUAUUUAUUCUGAUGCUGAUUAUAAAAAGGCAGGAGCUAUUGUGACCGAAGAUCUUUCCAAGGCAGAUAUCAUUUUAGGCAUUAAAGAAGUCCCUUCUAGUUCUUUAUUGAAUGAUAAAACAUAUGUUUUCUUUUCUCAUACUCAUAAAGGCAAUCUUGGAAAUAUGCCCAUGUUACAAUCUAUUCUUGACAAGAAUAUUCGAUUGAUGGAUUAUGAAUUGAUGAAGGAUGAACAUGGAAAACGAUUAGUGGCUUUUGGUGAAUUUGCUGGAAAGGCAGGGAUGAUUGAUAUGUUACAUGGAAUGGGUCAUCGUUUCCUUGGUUUGGGUUAUUCUACUCCUUUCAUGUAUUUGAAUAUGGCUCAUGGUUAUUCAUCUUUGGCUUCAGCUCGUUUGGCUUUGGGUCAAGUGGGAUCUCAAAUUGAAGAUCAAGGUACUCCUGAGAAAUUCGGACCUUUGAUUUAUGCAUUUACUGGUGAUGGCAAUGUUGCUCAUGGUGCUAUGGAUGUAUUCAAAGAAUUACCUCAUGAAUUUAUUCCUGCUGAAGAUUUAAGCAAAGUCGUUAAUGAUAAGAAUCCUAGAUUGAACAAGGUGUAUGCUACUCAUUUACAUCCCAAAGAUUAUCUUUCAGAAAAAAAUGGAAAAAGUUUGACUAGUUUUGAACAUUAUUUACAACAUCCUGAUCAAUAUCACUCUGAAUUCCAUCACAAGAUUGCACCUUAUGUCAAUGGAGUGAUCACUGGUGGUUAUUGGGAUCAACGUUAUCCUCGUAUUCUCAACAAUGAACAAUUGAAAUCUAUUCAAUUACAACAAGAAAAAGGAAUCAUUCCUCCUGGAAAAAUGAUGGCUUUGGCUGAUAUUGUGUGUGAUGUUAAGGGUGCCUUUGAAUGUCUUUCUCAUACUACAACCAUUGAUGAUGGAUUCUUUUAUUAUGAUGCCAUUAAUAACAAGGAACAUAAAGAUCCUGAAGGAAAAGGUAUUCAAAUCAUGGGAAUUGAUAUUCUUCCUGCUGAAUUACCUGUGGAAAGUAGUCAACACUUUAGUUCCAAGUUAUAUCCUUAUUUGAAAGAAAUGAUUCACCCUGGAAAAACAGUCGAUAAUUGGUCAUCCAGUAUUCGUGAUGCCAUUAUUGCUCAAGAUGGUGAAUUGACGUCAGCACAUCAAGACCUGAAAUCGCCUCUUGCAUCGGUGAAAGGAGUUCAACAUAAGGAUAAAAAGAAGGUACUUUUACUUGGAUCAGGCAUGGUGGCUGGACCUUUGGUGAAUCAUUUGACAAAACGAUCCGAUGUUGAAAUGGUUGUAGCAAGCAAUAUGAUUCAAGAAGCUCAAGCUUUGGUGGCCAAUAAAUCAAAUGCUCAAGCCGUUACAUUAGAUAUUUCGAAUCAAGCUCAAUUAUCUACUAUGAUUUCUAAAGCAGAUGUAGUUGUUAGUUUUGUGCCUGCGUUUUUACAUGCGAAUGUUGCCAAAUUAUGUGUGGAACAACGAAAACAUAUGGUGACAGCCAGUUAUGUGUCGCCUGAAAUGCAAGCUUUGGAUCAACAAGCUCAACAAUCGGAUGUUUUGAUCAUGAAUGAAGUAGGUUUGGAUCCUGGGAUUGAUCAUAUGUCUGCCAUGAAGAUCAUUGAUGAUGCCAAACGUCAAGGCAAAAAGAUUCGAUCCUUCAUUUCAUGGUGUGGUGGUCUUCCUGCUCCUGAAGCCUCCAAUGUUCCUUUGGGAUAUAAAUUCAGUUGGUCUCCUCGUGGGGUAUUGACAGCUAGUGGCAAUGAUGCUUUGUAUUGGGCUAAUGGAAAGAAACAUUCUAUUGCUGGUGAAGAUUUACUCAAAUAUCAUUUCCCUACGAUCCGAACGGCUUAUCAAGGCUUUGUAUUUGAAGGAUUAGCUAAUCGUAACUCUUUGGGUUAUGCAGAUAUUUAUGGAUUGGGCGAUUUAAAUGAAAUGGAUACCAUGUUUAGAGGUACAUUGAGAUACCAAGGUUAUUCUGAUUUGCUCUAUGCUCUCAAGACUCUAGGUUUCCUUGAUUUGAAACAAUCAUUAACCUGUACCAAUUGGAAACAAUACUUUGAUCAAGUACUUGGAAACCCUGAUACCAUCGCACGAAAAUUGGGUUUGAACACUGGAGAUGUGAUGUUGGAUAAAGUGAAUGAAGCUUUGGACUUUUUGACACAAAAAUUAGAUAGAAUUCCCUUCCCUAGUCAACAAGACAAGGCUUUGGAUUUAUUCUCUUCUCUCUUGACUCAUCAAUUGGCUUAUCAACCUGGAGAAAAAGAUAUGGUGGCCAUGCAUCAUGAAUUUGGUAUCGAAGCUGCCAAUGGGCAAAAGGAAACUAUCACUUCCACCAUGAUUCAAUAUGGUCAAGAACAUGAAACAGCAAUGGCAAAAACAGUAGGUUUACCAGCAGCCAUGGUAACUGAACUCGUCUUGGAUAAUCAAAUCACUGAUCGUGGUGUGUUGAGACCUAUUCAACCUCAAGUGUAUCUCCCUGUGUUGGAUCAAUUGGAAUCUCAUGGUGUAUCCUUUGUAGAACGCGUGAAACCUGCUCAUGCUAUUCACUUACAACCUACUGGUAGUGGUAUUUGGAAAUAGUGAGUUGGAUAGAAAUUACUUUGUAGUCUAGAUAUAUUUUUAUUAUUUUUUAUUAUUUGAUGUUUUUGAAUAAAAUAAAAUAAAAAUAAAAUAAAAAAGAAACAUGUAAAUUUU